Messenger RNA from Cuscuta epithymum, 1328 nucleotides. The record is from the annotation of a GenBank genome assembly. NCBI's taxonomy places the organism in Eukaryota, Viridiplantae, Streptophyta, Magnoliopsida, Solanales, Convolvulaceae.
GCACUAUACGUGCAGCUUAGAAGUCAACACAGAUGACCCAUCCCAGAAUUGAGCUUCUAUAUAUAAAUAAAUAAUACAGAGUACUCUGUGAAUAAUAAAAAAGCCAUAUUUUACUCCAAAUUAAGCUUACUUAAGAAAACAGUCCCCUUCGCAGAAGAUAGGGAUCUGAUUAUCUGAAUCCAUAUACUUAAUUACCAAGUAAGAUGAAACAUAAUAAGAAAACAGUCCCCUUCUCAAUCCUUUUGAUCCUUUCAGUGAUGAAAGCCUGUUUGGGGGGAGAAAUAGCGAUAUACUGGGGACAAAAUGGGAACGAGGGCAGCCUGCGAGAUACCUGCGCCUCCGGUAACUACAAAAUCGUCAACGUUGCUUUCCUGACUGUGUUUGGGAGUGGUCGGAAACCGGUCCUGAACCUCGCCGGCCAUUGUAAUCCUCGCAGCAAUACGUGCACCGGCCUGAGUGCCGACAUCAAAGCCUGCAAGAGCCAGGGCAUCAAAGUACUGCUCUCCCUGGGAGGUGGGAUUGGCAACUAUUCCCUUUCUUCCGCUGAAGAUGCCAAGAAUGUGGCUCAGUAUCUGUGGGACAACUACCUUGGCGGACAAUCAGGGUCAAGGCCGCUAGGAAACGAAACCCUUGACGGAGUUGACUUUGACAUAGAAUCAGGCGGGAGUCAGUUCUACGGCGAACUGGGGAAGGCCUUAAAGGCAUUCGGACAGAACGUGUACUUAUCGGCGGCGCCGCAAUGUCCAUUCCCCGAUGCAAUGCUGCAACCGGCCAUAACCGCCGGAGUUUUCGACUCCGUUUGGGUUCAGUUCUACAACAACCCUCCCUGUCAGUAUUCUUCAGGGGACGCCUCCAAGCUCCUCAACUCUUGGAACAAUAGUUGGUCAAACAUUCCCGCCGGAAAAGUGUUUCUUGGUUUGCCGGCCGCCCAGGCGGCUGCCGGUUUCAUCCCGGCAAGUGUGGUUACUUCUCAGAUUCUUCCGGCCAUCAAACGUUCUGCUAAAUACGGAGGCGUGAUGCUCUGGUCUAAAUUCACCGACAACGGCUACAGCGCAAGCAUAAAGUCGGCCGUUUGAUCAAUCAAAAUUUUAUGUGCACGCUUUGAUCUUUAUAGGGAGUAACAUUUAUUUGUAUGUGCAGAAUGCGGCUCGCUAGUUCUUAGCUCGUAUCCCUUGUAAGAGCAUUGUAACAAAACAAUUUCUUGUACUUCUAUGUCUUACUAUCAUAUGUUUGAUUGAAACUUCUCAUAUAUAUUAUCGACGACUCUUUAAUUUGAAGUGAGUUUGUUAUUUUUUAUUUUAAUUUAUUCAAUAUACGGAGUAUAUGAA